AUGCUCAGGUGCGAUCAUCCAUCGAAAGUAUGCGAUAAUAUGCUAUCGGAACGUGAGCAACUUUCGUGUCUGGUUCAACAAUGGAACGAGAAUCGCCUCGAUCUGUUCCAUCUUUCCUAUCCGACGGAGGAUUUGGAAAUCGAAGGAGUUAUGCGAUUUUAUUUUCAGGAUGGCGGUGAAAAGGUUUUAACGAAAUGCGUUCGAGUCUCGUCAACUGCUACGACGCGUGCCGUCGUCGAUGCACUUCAAGAGAAAUUCCUACCCGAUCUCAAAAUGCUCUCAAACGACACUUAUUCGCUGUGGGAGGUGCAUGAGAACGGCGAUGAGCGACGGCUGGAUGAAGAGGAAAAGCCACUACUCGUGCAAUUAAUGUGGCACAAAGAUGAUCGAGAAGGUCGAUUUUUGUUGCGACGAAACAUCCAUCCGUCGACGCCUCUCUCAUCGAUUCAAUUUCAAGAAUCUGACGUGAAAAAUGGGAGGUUCAACAAGAAAAAAGAGAAGGAGUUGAGGAAGAAGCAUCAGCAGAACAAGGAAAUCGUUCACGUGAAUAGUGGACGAGAAGAAGCCCAAAACGCUGAUGAUAUUUACAAGCAAGUUCCAUUCAACACAUUUACUCGUACAAUUUCAAAUCCGGAAGCUGUUAUGAGGAAACGGAGGGAGAAGAAGCUUGAGACAAAGCUCAAAGAAAUGACAUAUGGUGGCUCAUUGAAAGUUUACGGCGCGGAAAUCAUUCCAUCUCGACCAUAUGUAACGAUUUUGGCUGGAAUGCACGACACGGCUGAAAGAAUUCUCGCCGAAUCAUUGGAAAAAUAUGGUUUGGAUAAUCAUGCCGACGAGUUCAUGCUAGUAGAGAUAACCAAUGGAAGCGACGAGCCGCGCAAGAGUAUGUCGGACCUUCGCGAGAUGGACGGCCGGCCGAUCAAUCCGCACGAGUGUCCGCUGGUGCGAAUGGCGGCGCAGAGCGGCGAAAAUGGAUUUGAGUCAUUUCUGGCGAUCAAAAGAAAGCCGCAUGAUUACCAAAUACCAUCGACUUCUGUCAUCCCGCAAACGGUAACAAUACCGCAGCAACGAUCACCGGUUCCCAGGAAUCUGCCGACACUCACCAUAUUGAAUCCAGAUCGCACACUUUCGACACAUCAAAUUGUUCUACAUCCGGGAUUGACGGAAGUUGGAAGUGAUCGCGAGAUGUCAAACUUCUCGCCUCACAAUAUUUAUCUGGACGGUUUCGACAUUCGCGGCCGGCACGCAGCCAUCGCCAUUAUGGAAGGCGUCGUCACGUUGACGCCAUCGACACCCGACGCGUAUUUGGAGAUCAACGGUGCUCAAAUAAUGCAGACGGAGAUUCUACGCGACGGCGACACGAUUCGAAUUGGAGCCGACAAUUUGUUUCGAUUUGGAAUGCCGCGCGAUUCUUCGUAUGGUGAUAUGCCCGAUUCACGAGCUUCGACCACACGAUGCGGAGUUCAAUCGGACUAUGGAAGCUUGCCGUUGAAUGGCAACGACUACUAUCCGCCCAGCGUAUCUGGCAGCUCGGACACCUCGAAUCAUCAAAAGAGCCACCAUCACGACGAUCAAACGCAUAGCAAUAACAUGCUGCCCUCAUAUUCCAAAAAUGGUCUUGAAACGGUGCCGAUUUCGAUUCAAAUCGGCGAUUACAAUGUUUGGGACUUUUUGGGAGAAGUGAUGUCCCUUCGAGCCGCCACUUCACCCGACACGGCUUCGUUCCGACUAUCGCCUGCUUACGCUCUUUAUCUUGCCCUACGAUUUUUCCACAACCACUCGAAGCCAUAUGUUGUUCAAUUCUUUGGAAGGAUUGAGACCAACUUUCGACAAAUCGCAUCGGAUUACUCGUCGCGUGAUGACUUGAUUUUUUGGCUCGCGAAUGCCUCGGAAUUGAACAAUUUGAUUGAAAUGGACGGCAAGUUGAAAGCUGCGAGAUUCGGCAAACUUGGAAUGGAAAUUGAGAGAAUCUUUCGCAAAUUGGUCGGAGUCCUUCAAGGCGCAUUGCGACCUGUGACUCGCCCAUUGUUGAAUACGAGUAUCGCUGAUCGAGAAGCAACUAGUGAUUUGAUCAAUUUCUUGGAUGCGUCUCUUCGCGUUAUGCGAUCUUGCUAUCUGAAUCCAGCGCUAACUAUACAGUUAUGCGCUCAUAUGCUUCACAUAAUUAAUGCCUUCUUGUUUAAUAAUUUGGUCGCCGUCGGAUUUCCGCCGAUCCCACUAACCAGCCGGCUUGGCAAAUGCCUUCAGAAUCGGCUAGACUUGAUCUAUCGCUAUUGCGAAAGAAUGGGCGUCGAGCUGCCAGCCGAAUGCCAUUUGGAUCGAACUCGUCAAGCGGCGAAUCUGCUCGCGGCGCCGAAAAACGAUGUUGCCGCUUUGGGAUCGACGUGCUACAAGUUGAAUAGCCUACAGGUUGUUCAUUUGUUGUCGUCGUUUGAGCACACGAAUGGCGAGAUUCCUUGCGAUGAUGAUGUGAUUGAUCGAAUUGUGCGUCUUGCCGAGAAGCAGGCUGAUCAGCUCACAUCAGAAGAUGGGCAACGCGUGACUCUCGAGGAGGCCGAUGAUCUCAAUAUGCCAUUUUUGAUACCACAAGAUGGCUAUUUUAUUGAAGGCCUAAAAAGCGUUCCCGAUGGUUUGUGGCAGUAUUUGCAACAAUUGCAAAAUCGCCGACUGUGCCAUAGUGUGUCGAAGCAUGGAAAUGAGGUACCGCCGAAUCGUACAGUGCCGCAUAUUAUGAGCGCCUCGAUGACGGAGCCGAAGCAGCGAAUCGAGCCGAUUGUGCGGAGUGUCUCGCAAACGACACUAACUAGCAUUCCAACGACACAAUUUGGUGACAGUUUUGGCAGCAUGUCGGCAGCAUCGGAACCAAUUGUUCGAGUGACACUUCACAAAAAUGGCGGUGGCAUUGGAUUGAGUAUUGUCGCGGCGCAGGGAGUUGGCGACAGACGUAUGGGAAUCUAUGUGAAGAAGGUUGUCGAAGGAACGCCGGCUGCUCUUGACGGAAGGCUCGAAACCGGAGACCAACUACUUUCUGUCAACGGUCACUCCCUAUUGGGAAUUUCUCAAGAAGAAGCUGCAAAGCUGAUGACGAGCAGCGGGAAUGAUGUUCAUUUCGAGGUUCGCAAACGCGCGGCUCAUCGCAAUGGGCUGAGUGCUUGGCUGGUUGCCAACACACCGACGACUUCAACGGCUUCCCAUCAUUUCGUGCCUCCGUCUCCGUCGAUGUCGUCUGCUUCUCAUCCGCCACCGCCACCGCCACCUUCGUAUUCGCACGCGAGCCGCAAUUCGGUUGAUGCGCCGCCGCCAAUGUACAAUGGUCAUCAUGGAAGGAAUGGUUAUCAGACCAAUUCGGUGCAACCAAGUCGAAAUAGCGCAUUUGUCACUCCAAUGGCAGUUGGCAGCGCGAACUCUCAUUUGCAGCAGCACAUGCAAAUGCACAACAUGGCUCACCAGAACGCCACGGACUCGACGAGACAUUAUCGAUCGAGCUCUGCAUCGGAUUUGAUUCAGAAUGAUGCGAACGCUUCCUUCUCGCAAUCGUCGCUGAACAGCGCUCGCAGCAGUGUGUUCGAUAAGCUUCCGGCUCAUUAUCGGCAUUCGGCACGACCAACCGUCAUCCAGCCAGCGAGGCCUGGAGCACAAUCGCCGUCAGCACUCCGACGAGGCGCUCAAUCACCAUCGAAUUUGUAUCGACCUACAUCGGCUUCGAACUUGUUCGCGCCUCCGCGACAAGCCACUGCUCUUGCCGGAUAUUCAAGCACAGCCGCUCGAGAGAGCACACAGGAUCUUCAUAGAGCGGUGAGUAGACUGAAUGAUCUUGACUUGAACUCGCCGUUGGCUCGAUCCACUCCAAAUGAGGAAGACUAUCAUCGGCACCGCAUUUCGAGCAACUAUCAUCAACUUCCAGUGGUCCAUUCAAGACCAUCGAGCGUGUAUGGCUAUCAGAGCCAAAUAUCGCCGUCGACAUCGUCGAUAACUGCGAAUGGCGUGUUCAAACCUACUACUAACCUGAGUGGAGUGUCAACCUCACCCCGAGUGAACGUCAACUCAUCGAGAGUCUAUUCAUCGCCUCCUCAGGAGCCGGCGGUUGUUCGACCGGUCGAAUUGAAUAUGCCGACGACGAAAUCAACUUCAGUUCCGCAUAUCAAAGGCGCUGUACCGACGGCGAUCACUCAGGCUCUUCAACUACAGCAAUCGAACGGAGCUCCAUUGCGACAGAUUCGGCCGCCGUCUGGUUUGCGAGACAAACUUUUGGACGCCGAUGUGCGUCAAUUGGAGAAAACGAACAUUGCGCUGAUGAGCUAUGAAGCUGUGAAUGAGGAGCUCGACAGGCUCGACAUGAAGGGACAUAAUAUGACGGAAGAGGAGACUCGCAGGUAUCGAGAAUUGCUCAACGUUGCUGCUGAGCAGAGUCGCGCGCGAAGGCUUCUCGCCGAUGUCCGACCGCCGGCUCAUAUUGAGCGAAACAUUCCGGUGGUGGUGCAGAAGACGCCCGAGCCGGCGAAGACGCCUCGCACAGAGACAGUGAUUGAUGAUGUGCCGAACUCGAGUUCGAGCAUCGAGAAUGUGUCGCCGGUGUCGCAGCAGGAAUCGAAGCGUGUCCAAUUCAUUGAUGACUUGUCAGCUGCGGACGUUCCGGUGUUGGACUCGCCUGGGAUUGUUGGCACAAAUGAGAUCUACCGUGAUCCGAGACAACGGCGUCUGAAUGAGAUACAGCAACGUGCGAAUAACACCGGCUCGGAUGGUGCGAACUUGGGAUUCCGCGACAAGCAACGCCUCUUCGCACGUCAACUUGGUGAAGAGGGCACGCCACGGCAGCGCAUCGACGUUAGCAGUGCGCAGCGUCAGAUUGAGUCCGAGACGAGCCAAAAUUAG
Messenger RNA from Caenorhabditis bovis, 4872 nucleotides. The record is from the annotation of a GenBank genome assembly. NCBI's taxonomy places the organism in Eukaryota, Metazoa, Nematoda, Chromadorea, Rhabditida, Rhabditidae.